Messenger RNA from Lottia gigantea (owl limpet), 537 nucleotides. RefSeq lists its product as hypothetical. Bases 1 to 537 code for a protein of 178 amino acids. Gene Ontology annotation, cellular component: membrane. NCBI's taxonomy places the organism in Eukaryota, Metazoa, Mollusca, Gastropoda, Lottiidae. The transcript is spliced from 4 exons. The record is from RefSeq and is a predicted model, not a curated record.
AUGGAAACUAAAGGAUCAGAACAACCCCCUGAUUAUUAUGCAAGCAACCAGGGGUUCACCCAACCUGGACAACCCCAAGGUCAACCACAGCAGGGGUUCACCCAACCUGGACAACCCCAAGGUCAACCACAGCAGGGGUUCACUCAACCAGGACAACCCUACGGACAGCCCUAUGGACAGCCAUACGGUCAACCUUACGGACAGCAGUGGUAUGGUCAACAACAUUCUAACACAGUGGUGGCCUCUGGUGGAUAUCCGACUUCAAAUGUUGUAGUAGCAUCUCGCCCAAACGACUACAUGGGGUUCGCCAUUUUCACCUUUUUGUGUUGCUUCUUUCCCACUGGUAUCGUUGCUAUUGUGUUUGCUUGUAGCUCACAGGCGUCCAGUGACAGACAAGAUUUUGCUAGAGGACAAGAAGAGGGGAAUAUGGCCAAGAUAUUCUCUAUCGUCAGUUUGAUGAUUGGUCUUCUCGGCAUUAUUACUGUAAUAAUUUAUGUAAUUGUAAUCAACACGAGGAAAUUCUAUAGUUUUUUGUGA